Molecule: messenger RNA, 414 nt
Organism: Bolinopsis microptera
Lineage: Eukaryota; Metazoa; Ctenophora; Tentaculata; Lobata; Bolinopsidae
Exons: 1
Coding region: 1-414 (137 amino acids)
Source: RefSeq, a predicted model, not a curated record
AUGCGACACACGACACACGACACACGACACGCGACACACGACACGCGACACACGACACACGACACACGACACACGACACACGACACACGACACACGACACACGACACACGACACACGACACACGACACACGACACACGACACACGACACACGACACACGACACACGACACACGACACACGACACACGAAACACGACACACGACACACGACACACGACACACGACACACGACACACGACACACGACACACGACACACGACACACGACACACGACACACGACACACGACACACGACACACGACACACGACACACGACACACGACACACGACACACGACACACGACACACGACACACGACACACGACACACGACACACGACACACGACACACGACACACGACACACGAUUAUCGUAG